Lampris incognitus (smalleye Pacific opah) is the source of this 2295-nucleotide messenger RNA. RefSeq names its product cadherin-22 (gene cdh22). The transcript has 11 exons. Lineage: Eukaryota; Metazoa; Chordata; Actinopteri; Lampriformes; Lampridae. The record is from RefSeq and is a predicted model, not a curated record. Bases 1 to 2295 code for a protein of 764 amino acids. Gene Ontology annotation, cellular component: catenin complex; plasma membrane; adherens junction. Gene Ontology annotation, biological process: multicellular organism development; calcium-dependent cell-cell adhesion; cell morphogenesis. Gene Ontology annotation, molecular function: calcium ion binding; cadherin binding.
AUGGCUCCAUAUUGGAGAACCAAAGUGUGGAUACUAUUGGCCACGGCGUCUCUUCUUCUUAGCUGCUGUGGUUUCGGCCUGUCCACGGCCUCACGGACUAGCGGCUUGAAGCCGCUGGGGAGGAGUCUGGAACGAGGGGUCAUGUCCCAUGAGCGGGUCAAGAGAGGCUGGGUCUGGAACCAGUUCUUUGUGGUGGAGGAGUACACGGGCACCGAGCCCCUCUAUGUGGGCAAGAUCCACACGGACUCGGAUGAUGGCGAGGGCAACACCAAAUACACCAUCUCCGGCGAGGGGGCAGGCUCGAUCUUCAUCAUCGAUGAACUGACAGGAGACAUCCACGCCACCGAGCGACUGGACCGUGAAGAGAAGGCUUUCUACACGCUUCGGGCCCAAGCGCGAGACCGGCUAACCAACGACCCACUGGAACCGGAGUCGGAGUUUGUCAUCAAGGUCCAGGACAUCAACGACAGCGAACCCAAGUUUCUGGAAGGGCCUUAUAUCGGAAGUGUGGCCGAGCUCUCUCCGGCAGGCAUCAUCCUGACGGCUGUGGCGGAUCUGGACCGCGAGACACAAGAUCGCUACGAGUUGGUGGUCAAAGCGACGGACAUGGCGGGCCAGAUGGGUGGUCUCUCGGGCUCCACCACCGUGACCAUAGUCAUCACAGAUGUCAACGACAACCCGCCCCGCUUCCCACAGAAGAUGUACCAGUUCUCGGUGUCGGAGGGGGCGGCGGUGGGCACCUCGGUGGGCCGGGUCAUCGCCAGCGACGCAGACAUGGGCGAGAACACGGACAUGAGUUACCUCAUCACAGACCAGGACGGAGGGGAGCUCUUCAAGGUCAGCACUGACACGGAGACGCAGGAAGCGGUCAUCUCCAUCAAGAAGCCUCUUGAUUUUGAGAGCAAGCGAACACACAACGUGGUUGUGGAGGCGGUGAAUAAGCACGUCGACCCCCGCUUCGAGGACCUGGGCUCCUUCCGAGACCAGACCAUCGUCCAGGUGAGCGUGUCGGAUAUUGACGAGCCACCCGUCUUUCGACCGGUGGAAGGCGCUAUCAUGGAGGUGCAGGAGGAUGCCAGACUGGGAGCAUUGGUUGGCAUUGUCACGGCCAGGGACCCGGAUAUCGAGAACGUCCCCGUCAGGUUCUCCAUAGAUCGAAGCACAGAUGAGGAGAUGAUCUUCAACAUUGACUCAGUAUCUGGUGCCAUCACCCUGGGGAAGAUCUUGGACCGCGAGACGGCAGGCUGGCACAAUAUCACUGUGACUGCAGAGGAAGCAGAUAAUGCCGCGAUGGUGUCCCACACCGCAGUGAGUAUACGUAUCCUGGAUGUCAACGACAACCCUCCUGAACUGGCCACACCGUAUGAAGCCUCCAUAUGUGAGGACGCCAAGCCCGGCCAGCUGAUCCACACCAUCAGCGUGGUGGACCGAGACGAGCCCCAGUCCGGACAUCGUUUCUACUUCACCCUGGCCCCCGAAGCGUCCAGCAAUCGACACUUCACCCUCUGGGAUGUCAAAGACAACACGGCCGGGAUCCGUACUCAGCGGUCUGGUUUUAACCGCCAUGAGCAGAACGUUUACUUCCUGCCCAUCCUGGUGGUGGACAGCGGGCCUCCGUCACUCAGCUCCACCGGCACCCUCACCAUCCAUGUCUGCGGCUGCGACACAGAUGGAGCCAUCCAGUCCUGCAAUGCUACAGCGUAUGUGAUGAGUGCUGCCCUGAGCCCCGGGGCGCUCAUAGCACUGCUGGUAUGCAUACUCAUCCUCAUAGUUCUAGUUUUGCUGAUCCUGACCCUUAAGCGCCACAAGAAGGGGCGGCGGAUGGCAGAGGAUGAGGAGGACAUGAGGGACAACGUCAUCAAAUACAACGACGAGGGUGGCGGUGAGCAGGACACCCAGGCGUAUGACAUGAGUGCCCUGAGGAACCUGUACGACUUUCCCGAGGCCAAGAGUGCCGACUCCGGCCUUGACAUACGCUCGCUGCCACAGUGGAUCCAGGCCGGCCACAUGGCCGGCGCAGAAGGAGGCGGCACCACAGCGGACUUCUCCCUGUUCAAAGGCUACAUAUGCAAGAAAGUGGAGCAGGCCGACGCCGACCUGUCAGUGCCGCCGUACGACUCCUUCCAGACGUACGCCUUCGAGGGCACCAGCUCGCCGGCGCUCUCGCUCAGUUCCAUCCACACACUGUCCACCACAUCCGAGCAGGAUUUCUCCUACCUCAGUGACUGGGGGCCGCGGUUCCGUCAGCUAGCGGGCUACUACGCCCCGGCUAACCACGAGGAGGAGGAGUCCUAG